CAUAUUUCUGUCAACCACCUUGCGUGUAUCGCAAGUAUGGCGGCCCAGGAGGCGUCUCGGCGAGUGCUCGGCCAGAAGUUUGCCGCUCCGAGUCCCGCAUGAGAAGGAUGAGUCAGCCACGGCCCAGGGCAAGAAGAAGAAGAGCAGCGCGGCCUUGAUGCGGACACAAGCCGGCCGGUCGGCGGCGUCCGGCUGACGGAGGAGCCGCCUAUAUCUCGUCUUCGCUUAAAGUUAAAAAGUCUCCCGGCACGGGGUGGGGAAGGAGCUCGGACGCCUGGAGGAAAAGUCCUAACCCCGGUUGUUGGAUUAAAACAAAAACAACUUUUUAAUUUGGAAGAUUUGGUGGCGAAAGUGCCGCCGAGAAGCCGCAGCCAACUGUUGACUUCCUCGGUCUGCCUUCAAAGGAACCAGCGGCUAACGCUAGCUAGCCUCCAUGGCUACUUUCCACGCUAACACAACUUUAUAUCACCACAUUCCCGUGAAACACCCCAAAUUCCAUUAAUGCACGAUAAAAAGAGCCACACUGCAGUCGUACCAAUCUGCACCCCUGACACUCCGGGAGGAAGCCAAGGAAAAGGACUCCUCCUGUUUUCCCUCUUCUCAAACGCUUCAACCGUCGGACGGCGUGCGACCCAAUCCAGCUUGGCGCGGUCCCGGCUGCGGCCUGGCAUCCUGCCCUUAUGGGGCAGCAGCCGGGGAAGUUUGUAGGGGACCAGAGGAGACCCAGUCUGCCGGCCUUCAUCAAGGGGGUGAAGAGGGAGUCGACGCGCCACGGGAACCAGCCCUGCAAUGUGUUUGCUGUGCACGAAGCUCUCCAGAGGCCGGACUUAGAGGGUCAAGGUCUGAGCGAAGCGGCCCGCUGGAAUUCCAAAGAGAACCUGUUGGCCGGACCCAGCGAGAAUGACCCUAACCUGUUUGUGGCGCUCUACGACUUUGUGGCCAGUGGCGACAACACACUCAGCAUUACUAAAGGCGAGAAGCUGCGGGUGCUGGGCUACAACCACAAUGGCGAGUGGUGCGAGGCGCAGACCAAGAAUGGCCAGGGCUGGGUGCCAUCCAACUACAUCACCCCUGUCAACAGCCUGGAGAAGCACAGCUGGUACCACGGGCCCGUGUCGCGCAACGCCGCCGAGUACCUGCUCAGCUCGGGCAUUAACGGGAGCUUCCUGGUGCGCGAGAGCGAAAGCAGCCCCGGCCAGAGGUCUAUUUCCCUGCGCUACGAGGGCAGAGUCUACCACUACAGGAUCAACACCGCUUCGGACAGCAAGCUGUACGUCUCCUCGGAGAGCCGCUUCAACACGCUGGCCGAGUUGGUGCACCACCACUCCACUGUGGCCGACGGCCUCAUCACCACGCUGCACUACCCAGCGCCCAAGCGCAACAAGCCCACCAUCUACGGCGUGUCGCCCAACUACGACAAGUGGGAGAUGGAGCGCACCGACAUCACCAUGAAGCACAAGCUGGGCGGGGGCCAGUACGGAGAGGUGUACGAGGGCGUGUGGAAGAAGUACAACCUCACUGUGGCCGUCAAGACGCUGAAGGAAGACACCAUGGAGGUGGAGGAGUUCCUUAAGGAGGCGGCUGUGAUGAAAGAAAUCAAACAUCCCAACCUGGUCCAACUCUUGGGUGUGUGCACGCGGGAGCCUCCGUUCUACAUCAUCACGGAGUUCAUGACGCACGGCAACCUGCUGGACUACCUGAGGGAGUGCAACAGGGAGGAGGUGAACGCCGUGGUGCUUCUCUACAUGGCCACGCAGAUCUCCUCCGCCAUGGAGUACCUGGAGAAAAAGAACUUUAUACACAGGGACCUGGCCGCCCGCAACUGCCUGGUGGGGGAGAACCACCUGGUGAAGGUGGCCGACUUUGGCCUGAGCAGGCUGAUGACGGGGGACACCUACACGGCCCACGCUGGGGCCAAGUUCCCCAUCAAGUGGACGGCUCCAGAGAGUCUGGCCUACAACAAGUUCUCCAUCAAGUCUGACGUCUGGGCGUUCGGCGUGUUGCUGUGGGAGAUCGCCACCUAUGGGAUGUCGCCGUACCCGGGCAUCGACCUGUCCCAAGUGUACGAGCUGCUGGAGAAGGACUACCGCAUGGACCGCCCCGAGGGAUGCCCGGAGAAAGUCUACGAGCUGAUGAGGGCCUGUUGGCAGUGGAACCCUUUAGAGCGACCGUCUUUUGCCGAAACCCACCAGGCCUUCGAGACCAUGUUCCAGGAGUCCAGCAUCUCAGACGAGGUGGAAAAGGAGUUGGGGAAGAAAGGCAAGAAGGUGACGCUGGGCCCCAUUCAGCAGGCCCCCGAGUUGCCCACCAAGACCAGGACCACCAAGUCCCUCCGCCUCCGGUGCAAAAACACGGACAACCGGGAUGGAGAUAGUCCAGGUGAAAGCUCCUCGCACCUUCGUGGUGAUGUCACAGGGUUGUCACACGGAUCCUCUGCCCCUUGUCCCUCAGACCCCCUGGACCAAGACGCCGCGGUGUCGUCCCCCAUGCUGCCCAGGAAAGAGCGCCCCCUCCUGGACGGCAACCUGAACGAGGACGACCGCCUGCUGCCCAAAGACAAGGACAAGACCCGAGGCAGCGGCUUCCUGAGCCUCAUCAAGAAGAAGAAGAAGAACGCGCCGGCUCCGCCCAAACGCAGCUCGUCUUUCCGAGAGAUGGACAUCCAUGCCGACCGGCGGGGUGCGGACCCCCGGGAUGGCGACUGCGUUAACAACGGCGGGACUUCGAACGUUAACGACGGCACCCACGCACUAGACUCCUCCAGGUUCCUGGGCAACAACGGGGCAGGGGGCAUCACCAACGGAGCGCCCACCUACCCCGGGCCCUUGUUUCCCAGGAAGAAGGGGGCGCCCGCUGUGCCCGGACCUCUGGGCAAGGCAGAGGAAGAAGUCAUGACGAACUCCAAACGCUUUUUCUGGUCGUCGAGUCUCCCCAUCGGCUCGGACGGCACCGAGUGGCGAUCGGUCACGCUGCCGCGGGACCCGGGGCAUCGCCACUUUGACUCCGGGACCUUUGGCGGGAAACCGGCUCUCCCCCGCAAGAGGACCGGCGAGAAAGGGGACGCCGGCCCUCGGAUGGGAACUCUCACCCCGCCGCCACGUCUGCCCAAAAAGACAGAGGAGACGGCGGAUUUGUCCAAAGACGCUGAAAGUCCUGGAUCCAGUCCCCAGGCGCUGACCCCCAAAGUGGUCAGGAGGCCGGCGCUGGCGGGACUGGAGAACUCCAAGACCAGCGCUCUGCACGCCGAGCUCCUCAAGCCCAGCGUCUUCCCAGCUUUGGGGGCCGCCGGGGACGAGUGUAGGGCCCGCAGAAACAAGCACACUGCGGACUCUGUCCGAGAGAGGGGGAAGUUCCAGAAACCCAAACCGGCUCCUCCUCCGCCGCCUGCCACCGCCAAAACAGGCAGGACCUCCCGCAGCCCCACCCAGGACCUCCCCUCCCCCUCAUCAGAAAGCCGAGUUAAAGGCCUCCCGUCCGCCUCCGACCCCCAACCAGCCAGUGAGCAAGGGCGCUCGCCCCUCAGCGAGGCCCCCAAGAAGCUUCCCCUGGGCUGCAACUCCAAACCUCAACCGCUCAAGACCUCCACCUCGCUGAACAGCUCCCUGGGGGGCGAAGCGGGCCCGCCCACCGCCUUCAUCCCCCUGGUGAACACCCGCCGCUCUCUCCGCAAGACGGCGCCGCGCCAGGCCUCGGAACGCACGCCCAACUCGGCGGUGACGCGCGAGAUGGUGCUGGAGGGCGCCGAGCGGCUCCGCGCCGCCAUCGGCCGCAACUCGGAGCAGACGGGCAGCCACAGCGCCGUGCUGGAGGCCGGCAAGAACCUGUCCAAGUACUGCGUGAGCUACGUGGACUCCAUCCAGCAGAUGAGGAACAAGUUCGCCUUCCGCGAGGCCAUCAACAAGCUGGAGGGCAGCCUGCGCGAGCUGCAGAUCUGCCCCGCCGCCUCCGGGGGCGCCAACGCGCAGCAGGACUUCAGUAAGCUGCUGUCCUCCCUUAAAGAGAUCAGCGACAUCGUUCAGAGGUAGCGUAGUUCUCUCCUCGUUAAUGAACUGAACCGGGGGAGGGGAAGCCGGGGGGGGCAUUAACUCUGCUUCCUGUCAGGGUCCUGUUGGCGAGCCCGGGCUGACGAUCCCAACGGACGGAAGCCGAGGAACGUGCAAGUUAGACCAAACUAUGAACGAGCAACGUGCUCGACGUCACGCUUGAAAGGAAGGUGCCCGAUUUUUUUCCCUCAUUUUGGUUGCGUUCACAUUUGUGGGUCAGUUGAAAAAAAGUGUGUUUUUGUCAUGUGACCAAGCGGACGACAAGCCUCGUUUCAUGAAGUGUCGGUCCGCCCGUUUGGUGCACCAUAGUUCAUUUUAAGAAAACAUGACAAAUGUGAACGCACCUGAAGUUAAAAAAACGUGCCUUUUAAUUCAUAGUUCCAUUUUCAUCAGUUUGUGCACUCGUUAAGUAUUUUCUAUGUUCUGUGUGAAUGUGUUGAUUUUUUCCCAAUGUGGUCGUUGCAGUAAUUGCGACCACUUUGCCAUACAUACCCAAACGAGAGCAGGUAAGUUUGUGUGCCUUAAAGACUUCUCCCCCACCCCAUACCAAAAAAAAAAAAAUCCCCAAUAUUUACUAGGGAGGGACCAUAAAGACCUUUUUUUGUACAUGCCAUUUGAUAAAAAGCCAUCAGUAGCAGCUUGAAGAGAUGACAGACUGAAAGUGUUGCAAGCAAAUGUCUCCUUGGGGAAACACUGGACUGAAUGUUUGAUGGAUCUGUCACUUGCUGUUUUCAAAUCUACAAGUGUGUGUGUGUGUGUGUGAGAUUGUGAAGCCAGAGGACUCCAAAACCACAAUUUGGAUGUGGUAUUGUCACUUUUUUGUCCCCAUUCUGCCACCAUGCCACUACUCCUCAUCCUCUUUGUAAAUAGGUUUUCUCAUCCUUUCUUUAGCCUCGUGCAAUUGUUGUUGCAAUAAAAUUACAAACAAA
Nerophis lumbriciformis (worm pipefish) is the source of this 4972-nucleotide messenger RNA. RefSeq names its product c-abl oncogene 1, non-receptor tyrosine kinase (gene abl1). Lineage: Eukaryota; Metazoa; Chordata; Actinopteri; Syngnathiformes; Syngnathidae. Gene Ontology annotation, biological process: protein phosphorylation. The record is from RefSeq and is a predicted model, not a curated record. Gene Ontology annotation, molecular function: ATP binding; non-membrane spanning protein tyrosine kinase activity; protein binding.